GAUUUCCCAUUGCCUCACAUCCAAAUUCUGCUAGAUAAUGCUGCCAAAAAUGCUCGGUUUUCUUUUGUUGAUGGCUACUCUGGGUACAAUUAGAUAAAAAUGAAGGAGGAGGAUAAGCUCAAAACAACAUUCAUCACUCAAAGGGGUACCUUUUGCUACAAAGUUAUGCCUUUUGAACUCAAAAAUGCUGAGGCAACAUACCAACGCUCUGUGAUUACUUUACUACAUGACUUUGUGCACACCAUUGUUGAGCUAUAUGUUGAUGACAUGGUGAUUAUGUCCAAAGAAGAGGUGCUACAUACAGAAAAUCUCAAGAAGGUGUUUGAAUGCCUUAAAAAAUACCAAUUGAGACUCAAUCCCGCCAAAUCUAGUUUUGAUGUGGAUUCCGGAAAGCUACUUGACUUUAUUGUGAGCCGUCGAGGAAUAGAGAUUGACCUAACCAAAAUAAAAGCCAUUGAUGAAAUGCCACCACCAAAAACCCAAAAAGAAGUCCAAAGUUUCUUGGGAAGAAUUAAUUACAUUGCUCGUUUCAUUGCCAACCUCGCCACCAUUUGUGAGCCUAUCUUCAAACUCCUCAGAAAAGAGAAUCCUCAUGCCUGGAAUGACCAAUGCCAACAAACCUUUGGCAAAAUCAAAGAAUACCUCAAAAACCCACCAAUCCUUGUGCCACCAACAGAUAAAAGCCUUUCAUCCCAUAUAUCACUGUCUUUGAAGAAUCCAUGGGAGUCGUCCUUGUCCAACAUGACGACUCAGUGGCAUAUGUUGCUUUCCGAAUUUGAUAUUGUUUACACAACACAAAAAUCCAUCAAAGGACAAGCCAUUGCUGAUCAUUUAGCCGAACAUGCGGUAGAGGAUUAUGAGCCUAUUAAUUGGGAUUUUCCUGAUGAGGACAUUUUGGCAGUGAAGGCAGAAUCUGAUUCAGAUAAUUGGAAGUUCUUCUUUGAUAGAGUUGUUAACCAGCUUGGUUGUGGCCUUGGAACCGUGUUGGUAUCCCCAAAGGGUGAUCAUUUUCCUAUUGCUAUAAAGCUUGAUUUUGCUUGUACCAACAACAUAGCCGAAUAUGAAGCUUGUGUUGCAAGAAUAUAUGUUGCUUUGGAUAUGAAUGUUCGAGAUUUGGAGAUAUAUGGUGAUUCAGCACUAAUCAUAUGUCAAACAAAUGAAGCAAAACAAGUCAUGACUGAGGUACAUGAAAGGAUAUGUGGAACACAUGCCAAUGGAAGAAUGCUUGCUAGAAAGAUCCUCAGAGCUGCGUAUUAUUGGUUGACUAUGGAACAUGACUACAUCAAUGUUACAAAAAAGGUGGUCACUCGCUUCAUCAAGAGAGAGAUCAUCUAUAGAUAUGGGCAACCAAAGACCAUCAUUAUUGAUAAUGCAAGCAAUUUGAACAAUGACAUGAUGACUGCACUAUGCAAGCAAUUCAAGAUCAAGCAUUUGAACUCUUCUCCAUACCGACCAAAGACGAAUGGUGCGGUGGAAGCUGCCAACAAGAAUAUUAAGAAGAUUCUAGCCAAAAUGACAGUUACCUAUAAAGAUUGGCAUGAAAUGUUGCCAUAUGCUCUCCAUGCUUAUAUAACCUCUGUUCGCACUUCAACUAGGGCAACCCCUUAUUCCUUGGUAUAUGGAAUGGAGACACUACUACCAAUUGAGCUAGAAAUGCCUUCCAUGAGAAUUUUAUCUGAGUCGGGGAUUGAGGAAGAAGACUUGAUUUAGAAAAGGAUAAAUUACCUCAACUUGCUUGAUGAGAAGAGAUUGGCAGCUCUUUGUCAUGGUCAAUACUAUUAGUGACGAAUGGCAAUAGCUUACAACAAGAAAGUCAAACCUAGAGUAUUUCAUCAAGGAGAUCUUGUCUUAAGAAAGAUCAUGCCAAAUG
Molecule: messenger RNA, 1870 nt
Organism: Rubroshorea leprosula
Lineage: Eukaryota; Viridiplantae; Streptophyta; Magnoliopsida; Malvales; Dipterocarpaceae
Source: the annotation of a GenBank genome assembly